CCUAAGUUAUCUCGUUUUCUCCAUCGCUAGCUUUAGCUCUUUUUAACCCUAGUCAUUCUCCAAUCUCUCCGGCGAGAUUCCGACCAACGAAGUGACAGAAAUCGAGUGAAAAGAGAAAACAUUUUUACUUCUCGAGAAAAGAUGAACACGAUAGCGAAGCGAGUCACGGGACUACUGACUCGGCCGAGUCACAGCCAGCUGCAGCAGGAGAGAGGGAUAAGGGUGAAGGUGUUCUCAGGGGAUCUGGACAAGGCGCUGACGAUACUGCAGAGGAAGAUGCAGUCGAGCGGGAUGGAGAGGCUGAUCAAAGCGCAGCAGACUCAUCACAUCAAGAACUCGGAGAAGAAGGUUCUCGCUAGGAAGAAUCUUGAGCGGAAGAUCAAAUCCAUUGACUUUGCUCGCAAGCUACAGUCCAUCCUCAUCAAGAAAGUCAGGGGUUUGUGAGAGCUGAGCUUCUGCUAUAACCAUUCAUCAUCUUCUUUCAGUUACAUUUUGGAGGAGCGAAUGUUGAUCAGUGCUAGUAUCUGUGAUAUAACACACUUGCGAUCCAUUUUUUUUUUUUUUUGUUGUUUUGAACUUUUCUGAUGAAUGGAAUCAAUGUGGAGUUUGGUAUAAUCUUGGAUUACCAUUAGUUGUUUAAUCUAUGAAUAAAGGCUUGUCUUUCUUUAGUUUUC
Molecule: messenger RNA, 674 nt
Organism: Brassica oleracea var. oleracea
Lineage: Eukaryota; Viridiplantae; Streptophyta; Magnoliopsida; Brassicales; Brassicaceae
Exons: 3
Coding region: 142-444 (100 amino acids)
Biological process (GO): translation
Cellular component (GO): ribosome
Molecular function (GO): structural constituent of ribosome
Source: RefSeq, a predicted model, not a curated record